AUGUUCAAAAAAUUCAUUUCAAUUGUUAUUUUAUUUUUUAUUUUAAAAAAUUAUUCUGAGGGAGGAGGACCGAAGAAAGGAAAAGGAGAAACAAGUGGGCAACAAACCCAAGGGUGGAAAUGUGAUUGGGCUGGAUGUAUAUAUCGUUUUGAUAAUGCAGGUGUUUUUGAUCUACAUGUUAAAGAACAUGCGAGAACGGCAGAGGUCACAAUAAUUAUUAACAAUAUUAAAUACAAAUAUAACAAUACGUAAACAUUAAAUUCGACUGGCG
Messenger RNA from Meloidogyne enterolobii, 271 nucleotides. The record is from the annotation of a GenBank genome assembly. NCBI's taxonomy places the organism in Eukaryota, Metazoa, Nematoda, Chromadorea, Rhabditida, Meloidogynidae.